Molecule: messenger RNA, 2003 nt
Organism: Rubroshorea leprosula
Lineage: Eukaryota; Viridiplantae; Streptophyta; Magnoliopsida; Malvales; Dipterocarpaceae
Source: the annotation of a GenBank genome assembly
AGAUCAGGCAGUGAUAAGUUUGAGACACGGAGGUGGCGGCGGCCAGACUGGCCCCAGGUUCUUCACGCUUCGCUUCAAAUCCUCCUCCUCUUCUUCAUCCCAGAUUCUGCGUUCGGUAUCCAAGGUUUUUUUACUCAACCCAUUUCCUUAGGUUGCAAAUGUCCCUGAGGAUAUUUUGAAGAUGAAAGGAGAAAUUGAGUCUGAGUUUGCCGGUGACAGUCUUACCAGGGGUCAUGCUGAUGGCAAUGUAUGAGUUGCUCUGUAUUUUGAGGGCAGAAAUCAGGGAGAUGACUGCCCCUGUGCAAGAAAUGGAAAGAAGGGAUAAAGAACGAAUUGUCAAGCUGAGAACUCUGGGCAACAUUUGCUUUAUUGGGGAGCUGUUGAAGCAGAAGAUGGUACCUGAAAAGAUAGUCCUCCAUAUUGUUCAAGUCCCUCAUGGCAUUCAAUCAUUUGGUAUGAUUUUCUCUUUUGCCAUUAGACUUGCCUGUCAACUCUGCUUUUGUGGUAUGGGAGCUUAAUGCAUGCCGUGCUGAGUAGAAUGUGGAUGCCAUAUGUCAGUUUUUUAACUCUAUGGGGAAGCAGCUGGAUGAGCACCCAAAAUCUUGAGGAAUCAAUUACAUGUACUUUAACAGUGCCCCACCACAAAGAGGUUAAAGUAAAGACUAUUGCUGAAAUUCAUUCAGAAGCAGAAAAGACUCUUGGUCUUCGACCAGUUGCAACUGCAAACAUUAGAAAUGGUCAUAAUGCUGGGGCUCUCAGGGUUAUGUCCCCUGGGGGUUUCCCUGUUACAAGAACUGGCUCUGGGGGCGUGAUGCCUGGGAUGCCUGGAACCAGGAAGAUGCAGGGAAUACCUGGGUGUGAUGCUAAUGACUGGGAGGUUCCUCCGUCUCAAUCAAUGCCAAGGGGCAGUGGUUCAGGUCCUGUGAAGUCUGUUGUGCAAGUUCAGCAACCUUUACUAGGCAAAUCGCCAUCACUGACUUCAAAGUUUCUGCCUCAAGGCAGUGGUGGGUUAAUAGCUGGUAAAACAAGUGCAUUAUUGCAUGGUGGUGGUGCACCUCCAGCCCACCCUUCAAGUAUUGAACCAGUAGACCACAAGCCUGUUGUGUCAGCUGCAGUUGCAGUGAGUUCUCCUGAAAAGACACUGGGUCCCACCACAAAAUUAAAUCUUUUAGAUCUUCAAAGGAAGGUUAAAUCUCUGCUAGAGGAAUAUUUCAGCAUCCGACUGCUUGAUGAAGCUCAACAGUGCAUUGAGGAGCUCAAAGCCCCAGCUUUCCAUCUUGAAGUUGUUAAAGAAGCUGUUGCCCUUGCUCUGGAAAAGAUUCCAUCAUGCUUGGAACUGGUGAUAAAGCUUAUUAAUUUCAUACUAAGCCAGAAUGUCUUCACUAGCAAGGAUAUAGGAACUGGUUGUCUUCUAUAUGGCUCAUUGUUGGAUGACAUUGGCAUUGAUCUACCAAAAGCACCAAAUAACUAGAGUGAGAUUCUCAGGCAGUUGGCUGCAGCUGGUGGUUUAGACUUGAAGGUUGUUAAGGCAAUUCUGUCAAAGGUGGAAGACAAUUAUUUCGAGAAAUCCAUCUUUAGUGCUACCUUGAGAAGCAUUAGUUCUAACCCUUCGGGGCAAGAAGUAUUGGCCGCUGCAGCAAGUGGAGAUACAGGCUUGUGAAAGUUUCCUUUCUUAGUUCAAGACUCUUGCUGUCAUCUGCAUUAGGCCAUCUGGAAUCAGUUCUCUCUAGUCAGGGAUCAAACAGGUCCAUGAGAGUUUUACCUUCUGUAAAUUUUUUUGUCAAGCAAUAAACAUAGAGUUAUCAUGUUUGUUUAUUAUUAUUAUUUUUUUAUCCUUUUUUUUUUAGACCUAGCAAGAAGCCAAGAACAAUUGUGAGCCCCCAGUUUUCGUCAUGGAUGAUGUUACUAUCAUUUUGUCUUCACCUUCAUCCUGUCUUCACCUUAUCUGUUAUGUCUAUAUUUGAUUUUCUUCUCACCAUUUGUUACUCCUAGUGCUCUUUCUU